ACAGUGUCUAGUUGCAAGUUGUUGCACAUUAAAAAUUAACUAAAUUGAUUCUCUCCAUCCAUUUUUAUAACUUUAAGUUUUUGGUCCCUCGCAACAUGGAGCCAUCCAGUGGUGUCAUUCCCACAAGCCAGUUGACGAUUUGGGAUGUAUUUGACCAAGUUGAACCGGAAGGCGAGGAGAUUUUGAAGACUGUGAAAUUAGCACAUGUCAACAACCAGGAAGGCUUCGUCGUCACCACGGCGGACGAAACUUACGCCUUCACCCUUGAAGAACCAGAUGAUGGGUCGUCGGAGGUAGUUAAAACUACCCGAAUUCCGGAACUUUGUGGAGUCCAAGUGAAAGAGUUUGCUAUUGGAUCGAUAAACUUGGCGAUAACGGAGGAUGGUCAGGUUUACUCGUGGUGCAGUAAUUCUGACCCAGAUCGUGAGCAAGUCCAGCAGUUAGGCCGGGUAAGCGGGGAGGGAAUAAGGUCAGCUGGUCGCCCUGCCCCCGUCACGGGGAGUCUGACGGGGCAGAAAGUAGUGCAAGUUGCGAUACCGGGAGAAAAAGGAGGUCACGUCGUAGCGUUAACUGUAAGUGGUGAGGUGUACGAAUGGGGUCCCCCCUCAUGGGUUCCGCGACCCAUGCCAAGGGGAAGUUUUGGGGGGAAGAAGAUUAUCUCUGUGGCCUGCCGUGUUGACCACAACUUGGCCCUAACGGAGGACGGAAGGCUGUUUGAGUGGGGAUUGGGGACAUUUGCUCCGCCACACCGAUCGGAACUGUGCGGCCCACCAGUGAUCAAGAUAGUGGCGACAAACCGGACUUUUUGGGCGUUGACGGUUAAUGGAAACGUGCACUGGUGGAGGGCGCGAGGAUCUAAAAUGAGAGAUUGGACCCGGAUAUCAGAUUUGGCUAAUGUCGAAGACAUCGUAGGCUGUUGGAUACAAGAUGUUUUGGUUGUCGAGGCCAGGAAUAAGUCAUUCUUUGGGUGUCAUUUGGCUCCGAUAGGGUGGACGAUUGAGCCAUAUUUCAAAAAUUCAAUUGACAAGGUACUCGCGGAUCUUGCACAGAUAAGUUAUCGAACUCUUGGAGCGUCAAUGAAGGCUAAACAACGUACGUUGGGUGGUGAUAUUGCAAACUUGUGGAGGACAAAGGAAAACUCGGACAUUACGUUUACCGUGGAAGGGAAAACCAUCACAGCGCACAAGUUUAUUCUGACAUGUCGAAGUGAAUAUUUCGCCAAAAUGUUAAGCAAUGAGUGGAAAGAGGGGAACGGAUCCGAGAUUGUCAUCAAUGACACGGUGUAUGCCGUCUUUGAAGCCAUCCUCUUCUACAUUUACCACGAGGAGGUCAAAUUUGCGAAGGACGAGUAUGAAAACAUUUUUGACCUCAUGAAGUUGGCCGACUCCUAUUGCGAAAUCACCAUCCGGCAGGAAUGCGAGAAGAUUCUGAUUCGAAACGUUAGCAAGGAAAAUGCCUUUUUCCUCGUGCGAAACGCGGCCUUGGCGAACGCUUCGGACUUGGAAAGGACGGUGGUCAAGUUUAUUUUGGAGAAGGGACUCCUUUCUGCAAGAUCACCGCCUCAAGAGUUGAUCGACUUAGUGGGGAUGGAAGCAUUCCAAAAAUAGGCCAUGGCUACAUUUCGUCCAUAAUUUGCGAUUGCGGAAUUCAACAAUGAUUUUACUUCUUAAUUUCAGAUUAAAUUUAAUUUCUUUCAAUUUUUGAAAAAUAAAAUCCAAUUUUUCACGA
Molecule: messenger RNA, 1728 nt
Organism: Folsomia candida
Lineage: Eukaryota; Metazoa; Arthropoda; Collembola; Entomobryomorpha; Isotomidae
Product: RCC1 and BTB domain-containing protein 1
Exons: 8
Coding region: 96-1607 (503 amino acids)
Molecular function (GO): protein binding
Source: RefSeq, a predicted model, not a curated record